AUGAGUUUGAGGCAAGGUGGAAGAACUGGAUUGAUAGAUUUGGCCUUUCAGGAUAAUGAAUGGGUCACCUUUCUGUAUGAGAAUCGGCACUUGUGGGCCCCUGCCUUCCUUAAGGACACCUUCUGGGCUGGGCUCUGUACUGUUAGCCAGCGUGAAAGUCAAUUCCAGGGUGAGCUAAAGGCAACCAUGCAUUGUCAAGGUCAGCUGGAUGGGUCAGCAUCUUCUUUUAUAGUUAUUGAUUUGACUGAAGCAGGGAGUGAAAUGCUGAAUAAAAAGUACGAGGUUGUUCACUGUAUGGCAACAAACAAGAUGGAGUGUAACUGUGGCCUAUUUCUGUUUAGUGGUAUUGUUUGUCGGCAUGCAUUAUCUGUGCUUAAAUGGCAGCAAGUAUACGACAUCCCCCCUUGUUAUGUACUUAAGGCUGACUUCAAGCAGUUGCACUACCCAGAUAAUCCACCAAAGGAUUUAGCAACAAGUAAUCACGUCGAGCAUUAUGAUUACAUUUCUUUGCAGUUUCUUCGUCUCGUUGAGAUUGGGAUGACAUCAGACGAGAAGUAUAGGCAUGCAGUAAGGCUUCUUAAAGACAUGAAAGAAACCCUUCUUGAUGAUAAUCUGUGCCGUGAUUUGGAGCAGAAACUUACACCAGCUGAGCGUGCAACUGUGAAUGGUGACAACCAUACACAACCUGGUUCAUCUGAGGGUGGUCCAGCCAAAAAGCGGCGAGGCAGUCCUCCUAAAAAGAAUAAAGAGAUAAAUGUGGAUUCAAUGGAAGAAGUCCAUCCAAGUGAGCUGUCAUUUGAUAGCCGUUAUGGGGUGCUGCAAUCUGGCCACUCGCACCAUUUUGGUAACCAGCUAAAUGCAGGAAACACUUUGCAGGAAAUCGGGUCAGGGAUCCUCCUCUGUUUGGACUUUGGAGCACCGAGGACUUUAGGAUCCUCCAUUGUGGUUGGAAUGUUGAGGCUUGGGAGAUGCUCUGGUGGUUUCUUUUGUAGGAACAUAUAUAGCAUCAAUCUUACCCAACUAACACAUCAUCUCAGAAAGAACCUGUCAUUCGUCCCCAGCUGUGGCGAGUGCUAG
Molecule: messenger RNA, 1077 nt
Organism: Miscanthus lutarioriparius
Lineage: Eukaryota; Viridiplantae; Streptophyta; Magnoliopsida; Poales; Poaceae
Source: the annotation of a GenBank genome assembly